GCUGGGAAGGAAAAACUUUAUCUCGCCGGUAGAUCAGUUUAUAGCCACACAAAAUGAAUUUCGUAAUAAAACUUACAAAAUAUGCAGCAUCACAACAAAAUUUACGCAGAUUUUCAACCACCCAAAUAAACUACACCAAUAGAAGACGGGUGGUGGUAACAGGAACGGGAGCAGUUACGCCUUUGGGUGGAAAUGUGGAAGAAUCUUGGCAAAAGUUAUUAAAAUGUGAAGCGGCCGUCACAAAAUUGGGAAACCAGUACAACGGAUUGCCAUGCCAAGUCGCAGCUCAAAUAGACAGGGAAAAGUUGCCCUUAAACGAUUUAUUAAGUAAGAGUGAUUUGAAAUUGAUGAGCUCUGCUACACAAUUGUCGGUAUUAGCCACCGAAGAGGCUUUGUACGCAGCGCAAAUUACACCGAAGAACCUUAGUAGUGAGGAACUUGAACGUUUUGGCGUGUGUGUUGGAAUGGGAAUGUUCGAUUUGACUGAAGUUUACGGAGCUUGGCAGCAGCUGCAAAAAGGUUACAAUCGUGUAAGUCCAUUCUUUGUGCCACGGCUGUUACCAAGCAUGGCUUGUGGCCAUAUAAGCAUGAGACAUGGUCUAAGGGGACCUAAUCAUUCGGUAUCAACUGCCUGUGCCACUGGUGCUCAUGCUAUUGGAGAUGCGAUGCGUUUCAUACGUAAUGGAGAUGCAGACAUUAUGUUAGCCGGUAGUGGAGAAUCUUGCAUAGAUCCGCUAUCAAUAGCCGGCUUUUGUCGUAUAAGAGCUUUGAGUACAUCAUUCAAUGACUUGCCAGAGAAAGCUUCUCGGCCUUUCGACAAAAAACGUGAUGGUUUUGUAAUGGGCGAAGGUGCUGCCAUAUUGGUUUUAGAAGAACUUGAGCAUGCUCUUAAUCGUAAUGCUCCCAUAUUAGCUGAAGUACUUGGUUAUGGUCUAUCCGGUGAUGCAUAUCAUAUAACUUCACCGAGUGAAGAUGGAACUGGAGCAACUCUAGCUAUGCAAAGAGCCAUUAAGGAUGCUCGAAUUCUACCGGAGGAUAUAAGUUAUGUAAAUGCACAUGCGACCUCAACACCUACAGGCGAUCGCAUAGAAUCACAUGCUAUUAAACGUGUGUUUGGUGAUCAUACCCCAAAUAUAAGGGUUUCAUCCACAAAGGGUGCUCAUGGUCAUCUAUUGGGUUCAUCGGGUAAUUUAGAAGCUACUUUUGUUAUACAGGGCUGUUGCGAAAACAAAUUACCACCUUCUAUUAAUGUUGAUGAAUUGGAUGAAAAGGUUGAAGUACGUGUUGUGACUACACCCGAGGUCUGGAGUGAAGAUGGGAGUAAGAGACGUAUUGCCUUAAAGAAUUCGUUUGGUUUUGGAGGAACUAAUGCUUCACUAUGCAUUGCCAGCUAUGUUCGGUAAAAUAAUAUCUCUAGCAUUUAUUAGAACUUUGUUAAAAGUACAUACAUAUAUACAAUAUCUGUUAAGUUUGUAAACAAUUUGAAUUUUUGUUUGUUAGUAAAUAAAUAAAUUAAUGAUUUUA
Molecule: messenger RNA, 1524 nt
Organism: Calliphora vicina (urban bluebottle blowfly)
Lineage: Eukaryota; Metazoa; Arthropoda; Insecta; Diptera; Calliphoridae
Product: 3-oxoacyl-[acyl-carrier-protein] synthase, mitochondrial
Exons: 1
Coding region: 54-1403 (449 amino acids)
Biological process (GO): fatty acid biosynthetic process
Cellular component (GO): mitochondrion
Molecular function (GO): 3-oxoacyl-[acyl-carrier-protein] synthase activity
Source: RefSeq, a predicted model, not a curated record